GCUCCAUCCAUCCGACCUCAUCACCAUCCUUCGUCUUGGUUUGCCUUGUGCGCCGAGAAGCCAAGAUGGCCACCGAUCCUUCUACGCCGAGGAUGCUCCACGUCGACGCCAUCCAGACGGCACCGCCGGGGAAGGUGACGGCACCGGGGCAGGCCCGGCGGAUCUCCACGGCGGCGCCGCUGGGCCCGGAGGUGCUGCAGAGCCGGUUCCAGGCGGUGUGGUACUACACCAAGGCCGGGGAGGAGUCGCCGCUGGCGAUCGCGGCGUGGAUCAAGGAGUCGCUCUGCGCGGCGCUGCCCGGCCACCCGGUGCUCUCCGGCCGGCUCCGCCGGGACGACGGCUGGGAGGUGAAGUUCAACGACUCCGGAGUCAGGCUGGUGCAGGCCACCGCCGAGACGACCAUGUCCGAGUUCUUGGCCUCCAAGGACAGGAAUGGCAUGGAGGCGCACUUGGCGUACUGGGACGACGUGGACGUGCAGUCUCCCAACUUCUCUGCACUGUUCUACAUCCAGGUGACUCAGUUCCAGGGAGAUGGAUACGCCAUUGGGAUAAGCUGCAGUCUGCUGCUGGCCGACCCCUUGUUCUUGACGCGCUUCCUGAACUCAUGGGCCCAAACCCACGCGCAGAUGCGGCUCAGCAAGUCGCCCAUGUUCCACCUCAGCUACUUCCAAAGACCGGAUCGCUCGCGCCAUCUGAAAUCGGCCGAACUGGAGUCGAGUCCGGUCCACUCUCCCUCCUCCACCACCACCAUGCUAUUCGAGGCCGAUCGGGAAGCCAUCACCCGACCCUACGGCCAACUCGCGGUGGCUUGCCUCCGGGAGGCGACGAGGAGGCUCAACGUGGAGGCGGCGCCGGAGUUCUGCCUCCUGAUCAGCGAUCACGGGGGCGAGUUGACGGUCGAGCCAUGUGCGAACCCGAGCGAGGGUUCGUCGGCCGAGGCCUUGGAUGUGGUUUGGUGGGACCAACUCGGCGUCGAGGAAUGGACUCUCGUGCAGGGGAAUAAACCAGUACACGUGUCGUGCCGGAUCGCGUCGUCUGGAGACGGGCGACUUGUGGUGGUGAUGAUACCGCCUGAUGUGGAGGGUGAUCCAAAAGUGGUGGUCAGUGUCACGCUGCCCGACAAUUGAAGGGUUCAAAGAUGAAAUGAACGCUUUGGUUAUAUGUUGUGGAAUAAUUAUGAGGAGUGAUGAGUUACUUUGAGUGCUAUUAAGUAUAAUGUGAGCUCUUUAAUAUGUUAAUAUGCAAAUUAUAAUUGGUUUAAGAUGGGAAA
Musa acuminata AAA Group (dessert banana) is the source of this 1270-nucleotide messenger RNA. RefSeq lists its product as uncharacterized. The transcript has 2 exons. Bases 66 to 1127 code for a protein of 353 amino acids. NCBI's taxonomy places the organism in Eukaryota, Viridiplantae, Streptophyta, Magnoliopsida, Zingiberales, Musaceae. The record is from RefSeq and is a predicted model, not a curated record. Gene Ontology annotation, molecular function: acyltransferase activity, transferring groups other than amino-acyl groups.